Molecule: messenger RNA, 1275 nt
Organism: Closterium sp. Naga37s-1
Lineage: Eukaryota; Viridiplantae; Streptophyta; Zygnematophyceae; Desmidiales; Closteriaceae
Source: the annotation of a GenBank genome assembly
AUGAGAUUUCGAUCGGACGGUUCAGCUGUUUUCACAGGCACAGUUUCUUUCCAGAUCGGGCUCACCCUGGAAGCGCUCAUGCGCGGCGCGCCUUUGGGAGCAGAUCUCGUUCCUCUCCGCUCUUCAUCACCGACGCUUCGCACAGUGACAAUUUCGCAGCAGAAGCAGCAGCAUUGCGUCGCGUUCCGCCGUCCCCUUUGCGUCGGCGACUCGCAUCCGAGCGUUACUACGAUAUUCUGUCACAGGUCUUCGCACACGAGAUCUCAAGCAGCAAGGGCGCUUAAGACACUGACCGUACCGUUCUCAAAACGCUCAAUCGGUGAAAUCUCCAUGAAGAUUCCGCGUCCCUCUCUCCUCCUGCUCCUCCUCCUCGUCUCUGUCGCACUGAUUCCGCUCUUCGCCUCGUCACGCACUCUUCCGCCUAGGGGGGAGACUCAACAGGCCAAGGGGGUAAACACCACCGCGCCACCCCGCCACCCGCGCCAUGGGGGGAACGGGACGGCAGCGGCGGGGAACCGAACGAAGGGCGGGCAUCCGAACAAGGGGCACCAUCGGGGGAACGGCACUGCUGCAGGGGGACCGAAGAAGGGGAACGGCACUGCACCUGGGGGACCAAAGAGGGGGAACGGCGCAGCAGCGGGGGGAACUUCGCCGAAACCGGCGAAUGGAAACGCGAAGAAUGGAGAUGUGCCGAAUAAUCAGAAGAACGGUGGUGCGCAGCCGAACAAGAAUGGCGGCGGCAGCAGCGCCAAUAAGCCGCGUCGACCGAAGCAAAUUGCUGAGGAGACCUGUAGCAGCCCUACCUUCCCAUCCCUGUUACUGUCUACUCCCAAGCCUCUUUCCGAACCUCCCCACUAUCUCCUCCUCUUCUUUCGUGUCCCCUCCUACCCCAAUCUUCCGUCCCCUUUUCAAUUCUCACCUCCUUCCUUUCCCCGCCUCUCCCCCUCUGUCACCCCCUCCCCUCCUCUCCCCCCAUCUCCAACUCGCUUGCGUCCUCUCCCCUCUCCUCUUCCCCCUGCUUCCCUAAUCUUCACUCCUUUUUCCUUCUUAUCACCUCCAUCCUCUCCCCUCCUCCCCUCCCUUUCUCACCCUCUCCCCACCUCUUCCCCCAUCUCCUCUCUCUUCCGUCUCCCCUCUCCUCUCCCCCUGAGGUGUCUUCCCUUCUCGGUACAGUUCCCUGCAAAAACCAUACUUCGCCCUAUCCUCCCGUUUUUCACCCAUGCCCGUUUCUUACCCAUGGCAGCAAGACCUCUUGGCCAGAGGUGGUUGGCAUGA